AACUUUACUGUCGCCACUGGAAAAUGAAUAAAGCUGAGGGGAAGGUUCGAUAUGUCGAUGGGUCACAUUUAAAUAUUCGAUACACGGCGGUAUCCCAUUGUAGAAACUAUAGGGGUUUUGAAAGAUUACGUAUUGAUGUCAGUGAUUUGUGUGCGAGCCCUUAUUAUUUCGAGAUUCUGACCACAUUUGGAUGGCGUUUAUUUUUUCCAGAAUCAAUCGGGCUGUUUAGGUUUACAUAUACAUAACCAAAUGGCACUUGUUUGUUACCGCUUAGCCCAUUUAGUGCGACGCGAAUUCAGGGAAUCUCAUUUUUAUUACGCAGUAAACGGUUUGCAGGUCUUUUGCUACGCAUUUUAAGGUGCAGAACAUUUAUUCGUAAGCCAGCUGCGAUAAAGAUAGUUGACGAACGACCAGUUGAAUGUAGGCUACUGUUUGCUGCGCGCAACUGCAAGUCAUGUAUAACAUUGUUAUCGUUAAAACUCGCCAUCUAGCCGCACAGGGUUAGAUUUUAUUCAACAGGACUGCAGAUAUAAAGGAAAUCGCAGUGGAGCGCCCACCUGGGUUGGCUGGGUCAACAGCAGGAUCAAUGUUUGGUCAAAUCCCUGUAAGGCUGAUUACAGGAUUCCCCCUUCCACCAUCUCCACCCACAACCCUCUCUGAGCUCAAAGGAAAGGAUGAUGUGCAUCUACAAAAUGGGGUUUAAAAUCCAAAAUAAUUGAUUGAAUGAAUAAAUAAAUAUAGAAUCAUUUCAUACCCACAUGAAGAAGACAAUAAUAAUAAUAAUAAUAAUAAUAAUAAUAAUAAUUGUUGUUGUUGUUGUUGUUGUUAACUGCUACAUCAAUACCAAAAAUGAAAAAAAAAAAAAAAAAAAUUGCAGUUAUCAAAUAAGAAAUGAUAGUAUUCUUAAUGACCUUAUGCAAAGGAUAUUUAAAAAUCCUGUGUUGGUCCAAAAAAAAAAAAAAAAAAAAAAGUAUGGUCUUAAACAGCCAUUACUGAAUUCAGUUGCCUGUAAAAUUACUCUGCAUUUGUCCAUAGGGUGGAUGAAUAUGGGUAACUGAUUUAAUUGGACUGAGCUUAAAUGCUAAACCUGUUGAACCUGAAUGAAUGUGAUAACAGAUGAUUUACAGCACUGCAGAAAAAUAAAAGGUCACAAUACUUCAGGGAAAAUGAAAUGUCUGCAUAAACUAUCAGUCUCAAGAGCAGAGCAAAAAUGACUUCAGAACUUGUUUAGGGUGGAUUUCACCCAUAUUAAUUUCUGAAAUUGUUGCAGACAUCUUGUGCAGUGUAAGCAAGGCUUGGAAUUACAACUGAGGGUUCUGUCUGAAAAUGCUUGUGCUGUAAAACAGACCUCUGAAUAUUCUCAGCGCUGUGUGAGAUUGAUACACUGGCUGAAUGUGGCUGGUUCGUUUAAAUUGUCAAGGUGUACUAGCAUUCACCAGGGAGGCAGUCCAUAGUGAGCAUAUGUUCAGUUCAUUGCUUCUCCACAGCGUGUAACCAACUGAUGUCUUUGAAACAGACUGUAUAUUUAAUGUUUUCAUCCACAUGUUUUCCGGCGCUUACACUUGAGUUCAGAGCUAUUAUAAUAACCUUUUGUUCGUGAGGCACUCUGAAUAGUUCUAAAUCAACAGCCCUUAAAUAGUUUGCUGAGUGUUUGUAGACUCUUAUCAGGAUGAGAUGAAGUGCUUAUGCUCUUGGGGUGUUUGAAGAGUCUCUUAUGUAAAGUGUGUUGCUGUGUUUUACAUUUUUUAAUAUUAUUUUUAUGAUUUCCUAUCCCUAUUCAUGUAUGAAUCUGUGUCAAUUUGUUGUGGCUGUUGAGGGAGUGAGGAAAAAAAAAGACAAUUGUUUCUACAACCUGUCAAUGGUGGCCUGAAAAAAGUAAGCAAGCAAGUGAACCUCCCCCUUUACACGUUUCAACAAAAUGUUCUCACUUCCCUGUGAACCACCCUACAAAGGCAAAAUGCAAUAACUGUCAAUGCUGGAACUGAGGAAAUAGCUUGAAAUUUUUUUGAUUGAUUUUUUUUUAAUACCCCGUUUCCCUGAAUCUGAGGAGAGUUCAGCCAAAUCUGUCUGUUAGAGGACAGAUCAUAGACCCAAUUUCGGUCAUAACCCACUUUUUAACAAAAUGUGUAGUUAUUGUGCUUUGUCUUUGUAGGGCAGUGCAGUGUCAGUGGAUUUCUAUUCAGUUUGAAUUGUGUGGUUACAAAUAAUUACAUGCGCUAGCCAAUGAUUUGCAGCAGCAUACUUAAAUCCCUUAAGGUUUAUAAAUUCUCAAAUGAAGAAAAAAAACAUAAUGCACAAAAAGCUGCAAAAUGGAAUUUUCUCCACUAGGACAUAACGAAUGGGCCAACAUAUAACCGUUAUGAGUAUUUUCACACAUCUAUAGCAGUAGAUCCAAUGUUCCAGUCUUACCACAUUACUAGGGUCCACUUUCCCACUGCCAUGAGUGCAAGUUAUUGCCUGGGCCUUCGGAGGCUGUGCUUUAUGCCACGGUCCCUAAUCAUGUUUUUACCCUAUACACUAUCAGCACAGCUAAAUCGACAAGAGGCUGCCCUGCAAAUGCAAAAAGAGGACACAUCAAUACCUGGGCAAUUAGUGCAUCAAUACACUGCACUCCCAAUCUUAACAGAUACGGAGGAAUUGGAUUUCUGAUUGGAUUUCUAUGCAUUCUUGUGUUUAGCUAUUUUGUAUAACACUUAUUUACUUUCCUUUGGAUCAUGGUCGCUUGCAAAUCCUGUAUUGAUUCUGGUUUGACUUAUGCUCCAUUCUAGAUGUUACAUGGAUGUUUUGCAUAUAAACAUACAGGGUCUUUAAAGACCGCAGCAUUAAGUGCCACAGCUCAAUAGACUGUCCACUGUCCUUUAAAGGCGCAACAUCUUCUCACUUAGAAAAUAAUUAAACUCCAAAACCAUUCGGUGCUUAAAAAGGAGAGAAACCUGGAUCCAGGGGAAUACAGAUCAAAGCAGAUGCUAAAAUAGAGGAUAGUGAUUAAUGAGGAGGCCUAGCAGGUUGAAAAUCAAACAUGAGCAUUACAGUGUGUAAAUUAGCCUGAAACUUCUGAGCCUUGAUAGGACAGAUAUUUUUCAUCUGUCUUGAGUAAAUCUGUACUUUGAGAUAAGGGCUGGCCUCCAGGUGCUCUGUGACCUGGGAGUGCAGCGUCUUAAUAUACCGGUGUUUCACAGAGGGGAAUCUUUCAGCCUACAUUCUGUGAUGCUGAAUGGUUCCUUUGCUGUGUUAGCAGUCUUCUUCGUACCUUUUGUCUCAUCAGCACUUUGCAUUGAGAAACUGCCUAUUUUAUGUUAUGGGCCAAUCAGAUGAGUGUAACCUUCAUUAAAUUGAAGUCAUCCAAAAUAAUAGCCCCAUCACUGGCUGUGAAUAUGUAUAGGAUUAAGGGUAUGUUGAGGAAAUGCAUUAUAAACUGCAUAUAAGAUGGUUUAAUUUAUGUUGUAAAUAGUACAAAGCUUGCUGAGCUGUUGUUUUGAGCCUAACAGUAACCCAUACCUUCUUAUUAAAAAGCCCAUUAAGAAGUGUCUUAUUACGUGUUCUAAAUCAUUAAUUUUCAAAAGCAGCUUAGCUUGGACAGGCACUCAAAAGGGUGCUAAUUAACAUUUUCCUGUGUGGUAUUAAUAGGGAUGAUUUAACUUCCAGAUUUAAGCAAAGAAGCAUUGUUGUAGCAGUUAUGCUACUAAAUCAUUGGCUGAAGUUGAAAACAUUAACAUGGUUUCGAACACCUUUGUGAACGACAUUUUUACAUUUUCUUUUCCAUUCUUUACAUACAAGUAAUUGUCUGCUCAAAAAUGAGGAUGAUAAAUAAUGUAAGAUAAUGAGAGAGGAGGCUUUUAGUGGUGUCGGGGGAAGAGGCAUUUUCCUGGAGAGCUUUUACAACUCUUAGCCUUGGUGCUCACAAUGUGUACACAAAACAGUGUGUGUGAAUUCUGUUUCACCCGUGCCUAGUCCAUCAACAGUAAAACUGAGGUGUUACCUCUCUGAGGGCCCAUGGAUCUCCCUGUGGUGUUGUUUCUGCUGUGGGGACUGUUACUGGACUUGCUGAGUGGUGCGGUGGGAGGCAUUCUAUACCGCGUACAUGAGGAACAGCCUCCAAGCACACUGAUUGGCAGCCUGGCGGCUGACCAGGGGCUACCAGACACUGGACACCUGUACAAACUGGAGGUGGGCGCUCCCUAUCUGCGGGUGGAUGGCAAAACUGGAGAUAUCUUUACCACUGAGAUCCCCAUAGACAGAGAGACACUGAAGGAUUGUCGUAAUAAAGGCAAGCCCUGCUUCCUGGAGUUUGAGGUGUCCGUCACAGACCUUAUUCAAAAUCAGAGUCCACGGCUGAUAGAGGGAAGGAUCGAGGUGCAGGAUAUCAAUGAUAAUACACCACAAUUCCCCUCACCUGUCCUUACCCUCUCAGUUCCAGAGAACACCCACAUGGGGUCACUCUUUUCAAUUCCACUGGCCACUGACAAAGAUACAGAGAGGAAUGGAGUAGCUGACUACACCUUAACGGCAGGACCAGAGGCUGUAGCACUCUUUGGUCUGCAAGUUGCAGAGGACCGAGGUGAAAAAUUGCCUCAACUCAUUGUGUUGGGAAGUCUUGAUCGAGAGCUGAAAGACUCCUAUGACCUCACCAUCAAAGCUGUGGAUGGAGGCAAUCCACCUCGCUACAGCAGUGCCUUGCUGAGGGUUGUCAUUGCUGAUGCCAACGACAAUGCACCCACGUUUGAAAAAUCCUCCUACGAAGCAGAGGUUGCAGAGAACAGCCCAAUCGGACACUCUGUGUUACAGGUGAAGGCUAAUGAUUCAGACAUGGGUCCUAAUGGCGAGAUUGAAUACACAUUACAUCAGGCCAUUGAUCCUGUGCCAAAACUGCUCCGGAUAGACCGCUCAUCAGGCAUCAUAUAUGUCAAAGGCCCAUUGGAUCGUGAGGAGAUCAACAAUUUGAAAUUUUAUGUUGUUGCGCGAGAUAAAGGCCCCUCACCGAAAAGUUCUAAAACAUAUGUUUCUAUUGAUGUGACGGACCAGAAUGACAAUGCACCAGCAGUGGAGAUUCGAGGCAUUGGUCUUGUGACCCAUAGUGAUGGGGUAGCAAACAUUUCAGAGGACAUGCCAGUUGGCACUGCAGUGGCAUUGGUACAGGUUUCAGACAAGGACGAGGGAGAGAAUGCUGUGGUGACCUGUGUGGUUGCAGGUGAUGUUCCUUUCCAGCUUCGGCCAGCCAGUGAUUCAUCAGUUGACAACAAGAGAAAGUACUUUCUGCAGACCACAACACCUCUGGACUAUGAAAGAGUUAGGGACUACCGGGUGGAGAUAGUGGCAGUGGAUUCAGGCAAUCCAGCUCUGUCCAGCACUAACUCGCUGAAAGUCCAAGUGACUGACACAAAUGACAAUUCCCCCAUUUUCUCACCAACCCUGUUUGAAGUAGAGUUUGCUGAGGAGAACCAACCAGGAGAAAAGGUGGUAGAUGUAGUCGCCUCAGAUGCAGACAGUGGCACUAAUGCAGAGCUUGUCUACAGCAUUAUUGCGGACUCUUCAACAAGGGGGCUUUUUGAGAUUGACCCCAGCUCAGGCGAAGUACGUGCUCGAAGCCCUCUUGAUCGUGAGCACAAGGAGCGCUAUGAGUUCCGUGUUACUGCAGCUGAUAAAGGGGUUCCCAGCCACAGGGGUACUGCCACAGUUGUAAUCAAAGUACUUGAUCGGAAUGACAACGAUCCUAAGUUCAUGCUGAGUGGCUACAGCUUCUCAGUCUUGGAGAACAUGCCACCUCUUAGCCCUGUUGGCAUGGUAACAGUACAGGACAUGGACGAGGGCGAGAAUGCUCAAGUGCAACUUUCUGUGGAACCGGAUGUGGGCAAAUUUGUGAUCCAGAAUGGUACUGGCACUAUUCUGUCCAGUAUCUCAUUUGACAGAGAGAAGGAGAGCAGUUACACAUUCCGGUUGAAAGCUGUAGAUGGAGGGGACCCACCCAGGUCAUCCUACGUUGGAGUGACCAUCAAUGUCCUCGAUGAGAAUGAUAAUGCACCUGUUGUCACCAAACCAUCCAACUCAUCCUUUAUGCGUCUGUCUCCCAUGGCUGCUCCAGACAGUGUUGUGGAAGUGGUUGAAGCAGAGGACAUUGAUUCUGGUUCCAAUGCUGAACUUGUAUACAGCAUUGCUGGGGGAAAUCCACAUGACCUUUUUUACAUCUCUCCAUCUAAUGGCGAGAUCACACUAACCAAGGAACUAACUCGAAAACAUAGUGGUCUGCAUCGACUGGUGGUAAAAGUGAGUGACAGGGGCAAACCAUCCCGCCAUGCUAUUGCCUUGGUACACAUUUACGUAAAUGAAACCAUUGCUAAUGUAAGUCAUGUGGAAGCACUUGUGGGGCAUAGCUUGUACACCCCGCUGGAUAUGGACAUUGCAGGAGACCCAGAUUAUGGUCUGGCUGCCCAGAGGAGCAACAUUGUAUAUGGCAGUUUAGCUGGAGUGGCGGGAGUGGUCACUGUGAUUGUUGUGGUGGUCUUCAUCAGGCAUCGCCUUCAAAGAGAAGCUAAGAGUGGUUAUCAGGCUGGCAAGAAGGAGACCAAAGAUUUGUAUGCCCCCAAGCAAGGGCCAAAAAGUGGCAAGGGGAGAAAGGGUAAAAAAGGUAAGCCACCAAAGUCACCUAAACCUCUUGGAGAGGAUGAGGAAGUCAGCCUUCAAAAGAGUCUGAAAUUUAACCUUGAUGGGGUCAACGACAGCCCCAGGAUCCAUUUGCCUCUGACAUAUCCGCCUGGAAGCCCUGACCUAGGCAGGCACUACCGUUCCAAUUCCCCAUUGCCCUCCAUCCAGCUCCAGGCCCAGUCCCCAUCUGCCUCCCAAAAGCAUCAGGCUGUCCAGGAGCUCCCUGCUGCCAACACCUUUGUGGGAACAGGCGGUGAUGACAACUCCACCGGCUCAGACCAGUACUCGGAUUACAGUUACAAGACCAAUCAACCAAAAUACAGCACAAAAACGCUCCCGCAUCGCAGAGUGACGUUCUCCACAGCCAAUCCCAUGCAAGAUCAGCAGGACUCCUCUCAGCAAAGUUACUAUGACAGUGGCUUGGAGGAGUCCGAGACCCCCAGCAGCAAGAGCUCUUCAGGACCCCGUAUCGGCCCCCUCGCCCUGCCCGAGGACCACUACGAACGGACCACCCCUGAUGGCAGCAUCGGAGAGAUGGAACACCCAGAAACUGAUAUUCGCUCAUUGCCUGAUGUUGCCAUGACGGGAAACUGCAGCCAGGAGUGCAGCGAGCUUGGUCAUUCAGAUGCCUGUUGGAUGCCCGGUCAGCCUUCUCCCGUCCGCAAGACCCGCAACCCCCCUAAACUAUCCACGUUUGUGCCUUAUCAGGAGAGGGGGAGCCUGGGACGCCUGGCCAAUGGGAGCGUGAGGCUGGGAGGAGAUGAGAACAGGCCACGCCUCCCACCUUCCCGUAGUGCCUACUCCAGUAGUGACCACAACCCCAGUGACCACGCCCCACUAGAGGAGGUGCCUCUAAGCGUGACAUCAGAGUUCCCGCCUACCAGCCCCCCCUCCAAUCACGCCUCAAAAAGAGAGAUAUACCUGUGAGAUAACCACACCCACCAUCUUUGAUUGACACACAUCAGAAGUUACAGAGACACGGUUGCGAAAAGAGAACAUCGAAUCUGCGACGAGAUAAAAUAUCAUUUGAAUAGUGGAAAAAUACACUAUUGUCAUCAGAGUAGAUUUAUUUAUUUUAUUUAUUUAUUCAUUCAUUCAUUCAUACAUCUAUUUAUUAUCACUUUUAACACGUUAUUUCUUUGAAACAAUUUGUAUACCAUCAAAAACAACCGAUAAAUACUUUCAUGUGACUAACCGACUUUUAGCUUCGCUAGCCUACAGAAUGUUCAUGGGUUCUUUUACUAGAUUACCAAGUGCUGUAGUGGACAGGAGAUACUGCUGUAAAAGGGUCUUGAGCCACACACAGAGUGUCUAACACUCUUAACUUGAUCCUGUCCUCAGAGGAGAGCAGUCUUUAUACAUGUAAAACGCUGUAAAUACAUUUGUAUGGUGUAUAUAUGAAUAUUACUAUCCGGCUAGAGUUGAAAAAUAGUAAAAAAAAAAAAAGGUCAAAAGUUACAUCUAAAUCAGCCUGAACACCUGAAGUGUGUGUUGGUACUGCUGCUUUUGAGGGUCUGAACGUUUGUAAUGGCCAGAUGGGAACGUAACUAGACUAGCUGGAGUGGAGGGGGAAGAUUUCCUGAAGGUGACCCUCGCUGUGCCCGUCUAGGGCCCAGAUCCUCACCUGCUGUCCAUGUGCACACUGAAACCGGUGUAUAGUUUGUGUGUAGGUGUGCGUUUGGCGAGGGAGGGCGGUGGGUUUAACAGCGAUUAACUUGCUAUGACAGACCUUAACAUAUGCCGGUGUGUGCGUUCGUACGUCAGGGGACCUACUGUCACGAAAAGUAACACAUGUGGCUUCUGGCACAUUAACACGCUAUUCAACAGAUGAGAAUGUGCGUGCAUACUUUUGUGUCAUGUGGCAGAACUUGUGUUUUUUGGCACUGUGAAUCUCUCCUGAACUCCCACGGUGUAGUGCAAACGCUGCCUGGCACUCGCAAAGACGCCUACGGCUCACACAGCACAGCCUCAGUGAGGAGGAGACCACCUGCCUCCCCUCAAAUUAUCAGUAUAGUUUCGUCCACAGAUACGCCUCAUCUCCAUUUAAUUUUUUUGCCACAAUCAUAUUCACAGUCCUGUUUUCUUGGUUUACAUCGUUUUUACGGUUUUAAAUGAAAUCUUUGUGUCCUAUUUAGACUUUGUUUGAAGAACAAAUGUAUUAAUGCCUUAAAACAGUUGUAUAUAACAAUCACAAUGGACAAAUUAGACUGAUAAUCCUGUCUUGUCUUUCGCAUGUCAAUUGUGCAUGUUUUUCUUUUCCACAAUCAAAAAAUGACAAAUGUUACAAACGAUCACAUCACCAUAUUUUGCCUAUUUUCCGCCACUUUUUUACAUAAAUGUUCUGUCCUCCAUCAAUAUUUCUUCGGGUUGGUUGCUUUUUCUUUGACACUGUGCUGACUAUCUAACCUUCUCUAAAGCUGUGUCUCCCUCCAUGUUUGAGAGAAUCUCUGGGGGACCAUUUUGACAAUGACUAUCUAGUGUGCUCAAGGACCAUAUAUCUGAUGGACAUUAUCAUUACUACUGCAUCACCUCGAUAUCUCUACUUUUUCCGCACCUGCUGCAGCACAGUACCUGCCCAGAUCCCGGUGCUUGGGCGAGCGCGUGUGUCUGCCGGGGGGUUGACGAGGUGUACUGCAAUGGGCAUUUCCUUAAUUAGGGUGAGUAAUGAGUGUGGUGCAGUUGGCAUAUGCGAAUACUCCAGCCCCCAAAGGAAGCACAGAUCACGGAAAAGAUCCCAGUCCAAACGCUUCAAUUGUUUAGCGAGUCGCAUUUUUCACUGCACUUACCUCAUCGCGACUGCCUUCAGCACCUCUCGCCGAAUAAUUAAGGCUGAAACGUAUGGAAAUUACUGGACGUAGCCAUGAUUAAAGAAGGCGAAUGAUUAUCCCACCCUAAGGAAAGAAAGCACAUUAUGCUGUUUUCGAAGCCAUUUAGUGACUCUGAUAGGGGGGGAAAAAAUCCAGCGAGAGUCAUGAUCUAGUGUAAUUAGCCCAGCUCGCUUUCCCUCCUCUCCACUGCAACCACGCUCUGCCCAGGCGAACGUGUGAGAUCGCUGACCUGGACUUAACACGGCUAAAAGAUAGAGAUGACCACAAAACUCUACCACCACUUAAAGGCUUUCAUCUAUUCAAACUCUGAGUGAAGCAGGCUUUGACCUUCCUCCACUCUGAUGCCAGUCUGAGUCAGAUAGUCUGAAUUGCAGGUUUCGACUCCUCUGGCUUCAUCUCAGCUGUUUUAUUCCUAGUAAUUCUAAGGCUAGUCUCCUAGAGUCCUUGUGGCCAAAAUGCCAGAGGACUGACGGAGGAAUGUCCACUUCUCGUGGUUGUUUUUUAAACUGGUGUUUAGAUUUGUGCUCUUUCGCUGUUAGAUGUCUGGAUGUGACGAGACGACCGUAACGAACGAGGGAGUCUUUUCUUCGUCCUUAGAGCGAGACUUUUCUUCAUAGAAUAACGAAAACUGGUGUUUGUGGAAAACAUCUCUUAAAAUGCGUUCUGUACAUAGCUCUCCACAUCCCCCGUGCGUGGUGUCAAGCAGGCGACGAGUUGAGCAUGAAUUCCAAAGAUAAUUGGUAGAAACCGUUUACUGUUCUUGCUGAAAUGUUAGUGCCGGUUCAAAAACCUUUUCUUGAGAACAAAAGCGACGUUCACUGCACAAAACUCAUCUUCACCGUUCACCCCAAACUGAAGACAGCUGCCUUGAAAGUAUGUCUUUUGCAGGAGAGUUCAAAACUUGUUAUCCUUAAUUGUUGGUUAUAUUUAUAUAGGAAUAAAAAUGCUUGUGAUGAUCUGUUUUUGUACAGUUUUAUGUACAUGCAAGUGAAGCUUUUUAAAUCUUACAACAAAAGCCGAUGGCAUAUAAAAAUCGUAAAGUGUUUAUUGAGAUGUGCACAUCUUGCCUUGGAUGGAUCGAUCUUUUUUGCAGAGUCAGUGUGAAUGUGGCCGUCGUAUGCCUGCACCGUAGUCAUUCACUGGCUCCUGUCACAGAGGGCUUUAUCAGAUUUUAUGUUUAUUGUGAACAGUGGAUUGUCCGAUCCGACUUGUUUGUUUGAUUCCCAUGUGUUUUGUUUCGUUCUGUUUCCGCAUGUUGAAAACAAACCCCUUGUAAUAAGUCCUUGCAAAGUUUGUAAUAAAAUGAGUGAAGAAAAAAAAACAACAAAGAAAUACAUUUGCUUGGUGAGUCAUUGUUUAAGAAUGAAUCUAGGGACUGUGAUCUCUCCAUAAAGCUUUUUCAUUAAUAAAGCAAAUUGAUCUGACAAAGAUAUAA
Molecule: messenger RNA, 10902 nt
Organism: Ctenopharyngodon idella (grass carp)
Lineage: Eukaryota; Metazoa; Chordata; Actinopteri; Cypriniformes; Xenocyprididae
Gene: pcdh1a
Product: protocadherin 1a
Exons: 5
Coding region: 3994-7566 (1190 amino acids)
Biological process (GO): homophilic cell-cell adhesion
Cellular component (GO): plasma membrane
Molecular function (GO): calcium ion binding
Source: RefSeq, a predicted model, not a curated record